UCUUGCUUUUCAAGCUCGCUAUCCCAAUGCAAUGACAACAAAGUGGUCGAGCAGCUGCUUUGGCGCUGUCUCGGGUGCAUCGAGAGCACAACAUAUCUACAAAUUGGCCAGACCCGCAGUCAGCAUCAGGCGAUAUGCCACCAAAAGCACCGACCAGGAAAGCGACAUCGAUCGACACGAGAGAGCUGCGCUGGUGGAGAUACAGGGCCUCCGCAAGGGCGACCUCAUCAAUCCUCCGCGGUCCACGAGACCUCCUCCGCUGAAACUACCGGAACGCGGCGAUGCCAAUGUCGCGCUGUACUACAUCCGCAUUGGAAGAUCGUAUGGCUCGUUCUACUGGCGAGGUGUUAAGGCGGUGUGGUUCAAUCACAAAGCUGCAAAACUCUUGAAGCAGCAGGUGCAGAAGAACGGCGGCUCUGCAGCGCCAGAAAAGUCAUCCGACGUGGCGAGCCUGUUGACGAGAUCGCAAUUCCAGCUGCUCGAGAGGAAUAGCUACGAUAUCGGAAAGUUGCCUUUCUUCGGUCUCCUGGUUGCAGUCUUCGGCGAGUGGUUGCCGCUGGUCGUGCCUUUCAUCCCGAGCGCUGUGCCGGGGACAUGCAGGAUUCCCAAACAGAUCGCCGAUAUGAGGAAGAAGGCAGAAGAGAGGAGGAGAAUCAGCUUCAGGGCAGCCAUAGAGGAGCCCAGAGCAGAGCAGCUCAUUGGAGACAAGGAUUCCACAGAGAAGAAGCUGUGGGGAACAGCACACAACGAAUAUGCGAAUGCACUACUGGGCCACUUGCGCACCGACCAGCUGCUGCAUCUCUCGUCCACUCUGAAUCUGCACAAUCGCAUGUGGGAUCGCUUCCAGCUCGCGCCGCCGUCAUUCUUGCUGCGAAGGAAGGUGACGAAGCACCUUACGUACUUGGCUCGCGACGACCAGCUGUUGCUGAAGCAGCCAUCGGCCGUGAAGUCCUUGGAAUCUGAAGAGGUGCAGAUCGCAUGUGACGAGCGUGGCCUGGAUGUGCUUGGCAAACGUGAAGAUACUCUGCGUGAGACCCUUCACACUUGGCUUGAACAUCAGAAGAAGGAUCAGGGUCGGGGCACAGCUAUUCUGAAGAUGCUGUUCAGGAGACCAAACGCAUGGAACACGAAACAGGGCUCGUGAUUGCGUUGCAUAGAUGUACAUUAUGCUGCAGGCAACGGCAGUGUAGGAUAGAUACCCAGCACAUGAGGAUUGUACAGAAGACCAUACUGUAAAACAGCAAUGUGGUAGUGGCUCAGGAAAGCUAGGCGGAGUGCAGGGCCCAGUUGUAACGUUAGGGAAUAGGAGGUAAGACGAUUCAGAUCGAGAUAACUCACACGGAGCUCAACAGUCAAUCUCCUAGCUCACGAGGCGCCGACACUGCAAGGUGUGAACACCUCCAUCUCGACAGGAUUAGACGGCGACGACGCACGACGUCCUUUGGGCCCUGAGUACGGCACACAAGGUCCCAGAUGUGUCUUCAAGAGCUGAGUUGACGUUUGAUCGGAGCAGAAUAGAAACAAACAUGGUAUCAACGCAGCUACGAAGGAACUCUCAGA
Molecule: messenger RNA, 1560 nt
Organism: Cercospora beticola
Lineage: Eukaryota; Fungi; Ascomycota; Dothideomycetes; Mycosphaerellales; Mycosphaerellaceae
Biological process (GO): intracellular monoatomic cation homeostasis
Cellular component (GO): mitochondrial inner membrane
Molecular function (GO): ribosome binding
Source: RefSeq, a predicted model, not a curated record